Messenger RNA from Cyprinus carpio (common carp), 386 nucleotides. Its product is annotated as dual specificity protein phosphatase 13-like. The transcript has 2 exons. The coding region runs from base 93 to 371 and encodes 92 amino acids. Gene Ontology annotation, cellular component: cytoplasm. NCBI's taxonomy places the organism in Eukaryota, Metazoa, Chordata, Actinopteri, Cypriniformes, Cyprinidae. Gene Ontology annotation, biological process: negative regulation of MAPK cascade; protein dephosphorylation. The record is from RefSeq and is a predicted model, not a curated record. Gene Ontology annotation, molecular function: protein tyrosine/serine/threonine phosphatase activity; MAP kinase phosphatase activity.
UGAACGCAGCUCACGGCAAGUUCAGCGUCAACACAGGAGCCAGUUUCUACAGAGACACUAAAAUCAGCUAUCACGGCGUGGAGGCCUUCGACAUGCCCUCCUUUGACUUGAGCCCUUUCUUCUACUCCGCCGCCAAGUUUAUUAAGACUGCCAUGAGCACCCCUGGAGGUAAGGUGCUUGUGCACUGUGCGAUGGGUCUGAGUCGCUCCUCGACGCUGGUUUUAGCGUAUCUGAUGAUUCAUGAGGGCAUGACGCUGGUGGAAGCCAUUAAAGCCGUCGCACAACACAGGAAUAUCUGCCCAAAUUCUGGCUUCAUGGAACAGCUGAGAGAACUGGACAAGAAACUACACUGCCACGGCACUGGCCUCUAACACAUGUUCAAUUGU